GCUUUCAAGUCAAACACCAUUCUUUCCCAGCGCUCGACUGCUCUCUGCUCCGACGUCCUUCCUCCUCCGCCGCUCCACCUCCACCUCGCCGCCAUCGCCGCCCUCACUCCGUGCUCCUGGUGUCCGCUUUCAAGUGAAACUCCAUUCUUUGUGAGCGCCGCCGUGUCGCUCGGCCAACACCAUGUCUCGCCUCCACUCGUCCGCUCCGAUGCUCCUUCUCCGCCGCCGCUCCUCCUCCACAUCCACCUCGCUGCCCUCACGCCAGGCUCCCCACGUCGCCCUUGCCGCGGCCACGGAGCGCGCCUGCUCCGGGACGCUCAGCCCUCAGGACGCACACGAGGUGUUCGACGAAUUGCUCCACCAGGACACUCCGGUACCAGCGGGCGCCCUGAACGGCUUUCUCGCUGCCCUCGCCCGCGCGCCGGCCUCCACCGCCUGCAGCGACGGCCUGUCGCUGGCCUUCGCCCUCUUCAACCGCAUGCCACGAGGCGAUGGCGCGCCGGUGCCGCCGCCCACAGUCCACACGUACGGCAUCCUGCUCGACUGCUGCUGCCGCGCGCGGCAUCAAGACUUAGCGUUUGCCUUCUUCGGCCGCUUCCUCAGGGCGGGCCUCAAGACAAACAUCGUUAUCGUCAACACCCUCCUCAAGGUCCUCUGCCACGCAAAGCGGACAGAUGAGGCUCUGGACAUGCUGCUUCACAGGAUGCCGCAUCUGGGCUGCGUGCCUGAUGCCAUCUCAUACAGCACAGUUAUCAAGGGCUUAUGUGAUGGUAGCAGGAGCCAGCAUGCACUCGAGCUACUCCGGAUGAUGGCAAAACAAAAAGCUGCCUGCUCCCCUGACGUGGUGUCAUAUACCACGGUUAUCCAUGGAUUCUUAAAGGAGGGUAAAUUCAGCACGGCAAGCAACCUAUUCCAUGAAAUGGUGCAGCAGGGCGUUGUUCCUAAUGUGGUGACAUUUACCUCGAUGAUUGAUGUGUUGUGCAAGCGUGGAAGAAGCAAAGAAGCUAGACAGAUUCUGGAUUGCGCGAUUCUGAAGGGCCUCAAACUGAAUAUCGUGGCAUACUCUACCAUGCUACAUGGGUACGCUACAGAAGGAUGCCUUGUUGAUAUGAAUAAUCUCUAUAACUUGAUGGUAGGAGAAGGUAUUGUACCUAACCAAUAUGUUUUCAACAUAUUGAUCAAUGCACAUGCUAAGUGUGGAUCGGUGGAUGAGGCCUUUCUUAUCUUUGAAGACAUGCAGAAACAGGGAGUGAAACCGGAUGUUGUGACCUAUUUAGCCAUGAUAGAUGCGUUUUGCAGAAAGGGUAGGAUGAAUGAUGCUAUUCAACAAUUCAACCAGAUGAUUGAUAUGGGGGUACGGCCAGAUGUACAGACUUAUGGGUGCCUGAUUCAGGGUUAUUGUACACAUGGUGAUUUAGUGAGAGCUAAAGAAUUGGUUCAUGAAAUGAAGGAAAAAGGCAUCCGUUGUCCUGACGUUAUGUUCUUUACCUCAAUAGUGAACAACCUAUGCAAAGAAGGAAGGGUGACAGAUGCACAAGAUAUCUUUGACUUUAUGAUACAUAUAGGUGAAAAGCCCAAUGUUAUCACAUUUAGUUCACUGAUUGAUGGAUACUGCUUGGUUGGCAAGAUGCAGAAAGCACGCAGGGUACACGAUGAUAUGGUAUCGGUUGGCAUUCAGCCGGAUGCAAUUACGUACAAUAUACUUAUUGAUGGAUACUUUAAAGCAGGAAUGGUGGAUGCUGCGUUGACUCUAUUCAGAGAAAUGUCAGAUAUGGCAGCUAAACCGAAUACUCUUACUUAUAGCAUCAUAAUGGAUGGAUUAUUUAAGGCUGGUAGAACUGUUGCUGCAAAGGAAAUGUUCCAUGAGAUGGACAAAAGUGGAGUGAGAUUGUCCAUUUAUACAUACAAUAUAAUUCUCAGUGGGAUUUGUAAAAAUGGUUGUGCCGAUGAAGCAGUCAUGAUGUUUGACAAGUUGCGAGCAAUGAACCAUAAGUUUGAUAUUAGAAGUCUAACUAUUAUAAUUGAUGCAAUGUUUAAAGUUGGAAGAAUAGAGCAAGCUCAGAAUUUGUUUGCUGCAAUACCAGCCAAGGGAUUGGUACCUACCGUUAUAACGUACACUACGAUGAUGUCAAACCUUAUAGAAAAAGGAUUGAUAGAAAAAGCUGACAGUAUAUUUUCAUCAAUGGAGAGGAGUGGUUGUGCUUCCAACUCUCGUAUGCUAAAUAUUAUUAUCAGAAAGUUACUGAAUAAAGGUGAAAUAGUCAGGGCCAUCAAUUAUAUGUCCAGAGUUGAUGGGAAAAGCAUGUCGCUUGAAGCUUCAACUAUUUCCCUGUUGAUAACUCUCUUUUCAAGGAAAGGGAUAUACCAUAAGCACAAAGAUUUGCUCCCAGAAAGGUAUCAGUUUUUGGAAGGAGACAUCCACAGUUGACAUGUACUUAAACCCUUGAAAGGCAUGCUUAAGAUUUUCAUUGCAAUGAGUCAUUUCUGCUGGUACAAGAAAUGCAGGCUGCUGCGAGUACAAAGAUGAUCAGAGGUACAACUGAUUACAUUUGUUACAAAAAUGGCUUCUGGUGACUGGUGGUGAUUGUUCAAGUGGAUACAUUCAUUUGUAAAGCCAAGAACAUCACAGUAACGCUCUUCAUUCUGCCCUAGUAGACGAGGGCCACUGGCGAAGCUCCGCUGGAUUCACCUUCCCUGCCACAGCAACAACCCCAGUGUCGACAUCUCCCACCGAUCUCUCGACUCCUGUUGAACCAAAGGAAAAAUCAGGCAAAACGUUCCAAGAAAGAACAAAUCAAAG
Molecule: messenger RNA, 2800 nt
Organism: Lolium perenne
Lineage: Eukaryota; Viridiplantae; Streptophyta; Magnoliopsida; Poales; Poaceae
Molecular function (GO): protein binding
Source: RefSeq, a predicted model, not a curated record